UACCAUAAUAAAAUACUCAUUGACAACAGCUUGAAAAUUUUUUGCACAAAUACAUAACCUUUAUUGUAAUUUGUAAUGCCUUUCCCGGUUGAAACACUAUCAAUUUUAUCAUCAUAAAAUUGAAAAAUUUCUGUCGAGUUCCAACUGGUAAAAAUGUUAUCGCGCUCAGUUAUAUUCUCCAGAACUCUGCUAUCCAACACAAAGAAUUAUCAUGCAGAGUUAAUACACCAAAAUAUAUUCAAGAGAUUUCGAUCCUCAACUCCUAUAAAUACUGUUGUAAUGUUUGUGCCGCAACAAGAAGCAUGGGUUGUAGAAAGAAUGGGAAAGUUCUAUAGGUUACUAGAGCCAGGAUUAAAUAUUUUAAUCCCAAUUGUAGAUAAAGUAAAAUAUGUUCAAAGUUUAAAAGAAAUUGCUGUGGAUAUCCCUAAGCAAAGUGCUAUUACAGCUGACAAUGUUAAUUUGAACAUUGACGGUGUUUUAUAUCUACGAAUAAUAGAUCCAUAUUUAACUAGUUAUGGUGUUGAAGAUCCAGAGUUCGCCAUUACUCAACUAGCACAAACUACCAUGAGAUCUGAACUUGGAAAAAUUUCUUUAGAUAAAGUUUUUAGAGAAAGAGAAAAUCUCAAUGUAUCCAUUGUAGAUUCAAUAAAUAAAGCUAGUGAAGCUUGGGGAAUGCAAUGUUUGAGAUAUGAAAUAAGAGAUAUUAAAUUACCACAAAGAGUCCAAGAGGCAAUGCAGAUGCAAGUGGAAGCAGAAAGAAAAAAAAGAGCUGCUAUUUUAGAAUCUGAAGGUAUACGAGAAGCAGAUAUAAAUGUUGCAGAAGGUAAAAGAAGAGCAAGAAUUUUAGCUUCUGAAGCUGAAAGGCAGGAACAAAUCAAUAAAGCUUUGGGAGAAGCAUCAGCUAUACAAGCUGUGGCUGAAGCAAGAGCUACAGCCCUUAAAGUUGUUGCUAAAGCAUUAGAGGAAGACUUAGGACCAAAUGCUGCAUCAUUAACAAUAGCCGAGCAGUAUGUAGCAGCAUUCAAUAAGUUAGCAAAAUCAUCAAACACAUUAAUUCUUCCAUCUAAUGUGGGAGAUGUCCCUACUUUAGUAACUCAAGCUUUGACUACAUAUUCAACGAUUUGUAAAACUCAAGCUUCUACUAAUUCUGUUGAAAAGAAGAUUGAAAAAUCAGUUUCAAGGAAUGAUAUGCUACCUGAAUAUUUCAGUGAUGAAGAAGAGGCUAAAGUGAUAGAUUCUAUUCAAACCAUAAAAAAAUAAUUUGUAUGGCUUAUUUUUUCAUAUAAAUUGUUAUAUAUAUAUAUAUCAAGAAUAAACCAAUUAUUCAAAAAGUA
Harmonia axyridis is the source of this 1334-nucleotide messenger RNA. It is a transcript of the gene Stoml2, whose product is annotated as stomatin-like protein 2, mitochondrial. The record is from RefSeq and is a predicted model, not a curated record. The coding region runs from base 154 to 1260 and encodes 368 amino acids. Gene Ontology annotation, cellular component: membrane. NCBI's taxonomy places the organism in Eukaryota, Metazoa, Arthropoda, Insecta, Coleoptera, Coccinellidae. The transcript is spliced from 5 exons.